AUGAGUCUGAUAAUUCUAAAUGACAAGGACUUUGACAAGAAACAUAUUUGGCAUCCAUAUUCGUCUAUGACGAAGCCACUUCCAUGCUACCACGUAAAGUCAGCUUCUGGUGUUCGUUUACACCUUGACUCUGGUGAGUCAUUGAUUGAUGGAAUGUCUUCAUGGUGGUGUGCAAUUCAUGGAUACAAUAACAAAGAUUUAAAUGAUGCUUUGGUAAAGCAAAUAAACAUCAUGUCACAUGUGAUGUUUGGAGGUAUAACACAUGAUCUGGCAAUUCAAUUGUGCAGAUACUUAGUUGAAUUGACAAAUCCCAAAUUAGAGUGCGUCUUUUUAUGUGAUAGUGGGUCGGUAUCUGUUGAAGUAGCGUUGAAACAGGCCAUUCAGUACUGGGAUUCCAAAGGACAACCUGAAAAGAAGAAGUUCUUAACUAUCAAGAGAGGUUAUCAUGGUGAUACAUUUGGACCAAUGUUUGUCAGUGACCCAGAGAAUUCAAUGCAUACCAUUUACACCAGUUAUGGUCCAGAUAAUAUAUUUGCAGAGGCACCAAAAAUAAGGUUUGAUGAAGAAUGGGAUGAUACUGAUAUUGAAGAUUUCGAGAAAAAAAUACAGCAAAAUCAUAAGAUCAUUGCAGCUGUUAUCUUGGAACCUAUACUUCAGGGGGCAGGAGGAAUGCGUAUGUACCACCCAGAGUAUUUGAAAAGAGUUCGUGAACUUUGUGAUAAGUAUGAUGUUUUGCUUAUAUUAGACGAGAUAGCCACUGGCUUUGGAAGAACUGGCAAACUAUUUGCUCAGGAACAUGCUGGCAUCUGCCCAGAUAUCAUGUGUGUUGGAAAAGCUAUAACUGGAGGGUAUAUGACUUUGGCUGCUGUUAUUUCAACAAGAAAUGUAGCAGAUGUCAUUAGCGGUGGCCGAACCGGUUGCUUCAUGCAUGGACCGACAUUUAUGGGUAAUCCAGCUGCUUGUGCUGUAAGUGUUCGUAACUUGGAGAUUAUCAAAACCGGUGUCUGGAAAUCUCAAGUCGAUAACAUUCAAAAGAUAUUACAAAAGAAAUUCAAACCGUUGAUGAAAUCAGGUCACAAAAAGAUCAAAGAAAUUCGUGUACUUGGUGCUGUGGGAGUGAUUGAAAUGAAUAACCCAAUUGAUGUUGCAUUAUAUCAAAAAAGGUUUGUCGAAUUAGGUGUUUGGGUUCGUCCUUUUGGGAAAUUGUUGUAUAUAAUGCCACCAUAUAUCAUUAGUGAAGAGGAUUUAAAUCAACUUGUUGAUUCUUUGAUAAGUGUUGCCACAGAUGAAUCUCUCCCUUAG
This is a messenger RNA of Candida tropicalis MYA-3404, 1302 nucleotides long. RefSeq names its product adenosylmethionine-8-amino-7-oxononanoate transaminase. The record is from RefSeq and is a predicted model, not a curated record. Bases 1 to 1302 code for a protein of 433 amino acids. NCBI's taxonomy places the organism in Eukaryota, Fungi, Ascomycota, Pichiomycetes, Serinales, Debaryomycetaceae. Gene Ontology annotation, molecular function: S-adenosyl-L-methionine:8-amino-7-oxononanoate transaminase activity; pyridoxal phosphate binding. Gene Ontology annotation, biological process: biotin biosynthetic process. The transcript has a single exon.